AUGACUACAAUAGAGCCUGGAAAUCACAAGGCUGCUAUGCAGAGGGCUUUGGGAUUGGCCAACAACUCCCCCCCAAAGCCAACCAACUUUCGCGUGGGUGCCUUGGUUGUGCGCCUGAGCGACGACACCAUCAUUGCCGAAGGAUACACUUUGGAACUCCCUGGAAAUACGCAUGCCGAAGAGACAUGUCUGAUGAAACUUGCUGAACAGUAUGGUACAACAGAAGAGAAGCUCUCUGAAGUGUUCAAUACCCCUCAUGCUCUCUACACCACCGUUGAACCAUGCUUUAAGCGGCUGAGCGGCAAGCUGCCCUGCGUCGAGAGGGUGUUGCGUCAAAAGUCAUGGAUCACCCAAGUCUAUGUUGGUGUUCAGGAACCCGAAACGUUCGUGGGAGAGAACACGGGCCGGAAGACACUUGAGGAUGCUGGUAUCGAGAUUCAUCAUGUGUCGGGCUUGGAGGAAGAGAUUCUGAAAGUAGCGACUGCAGGACACGUCAAGGAAUAA
Fusarium pseudograminearum CS3096 is the source of this 504-nucleotide messenger RNA. RefSeq lists its product as uncharacterized. The coding region runs from base 1 to 504 and encodes 167 amino acids. NCBI's taxonomy places the organism in Eukaryota, Fungi, Ascomycota, Sordariomycetes, Hypocreales, Nectriaceae. The transcript has a single exon. The record is from RefSeq and is a predicted model, not a curated record. Gene Ontology annotation, molecular function: catalytic activity.